CAUGUAUUUCGACGAGGACAGAGAGGAGCCGUAUCUGGCUUUGUUAAAGAUGAAGGAAAUGCUGUGGCAUAACUGCAGCCAAGACGAGCUUGCGGCUCUCGUGUCCUUCUUCUUGAACGAACAAGAGGAUCCCUUUGGGCUGUGGCGCGAUGCUCUCCUCAAUUUGAUCUCGAUUAAAAUGUGGAACGUCAUCCGCCGUGGUGAACCUCUAGUGACGUUUACCAUGUGGCUCGAGUGGGCGACCGCGCUCUUGAAUGGACACAACGAGCGCGCUCAGCUCGAACUGCUGCUGCGGUGGCUGCGCGAUGUCACCGAAGCCACUCCGGAUGUCGCCCUUGCCCUCGCCAUCUUCCCACACAUCAAGGGGCCCUUCCAGACGCAGGAGGUUUUCUUCGAUGUCGUUGGGAACUUCGCCAGCAACAACGGCGGCUUCUCCAACUUUUCCACUGAUGAAGAGCUGUACCAGUACGUGCACGAGCUGGCCAAAAGACACGGUCUCUCCCAGAAGGAGAGAAUGGGCGCCGACCCAGUCGAGUAUCAAAAGGCUCUUGACUUGAUCAAGACGGAAGGUGGCAUCUCAAAGUUUGUCAUGAACACGUUCUUCCGAAAGGUCAAAGCCGCCAAUUCAAGCGUCGAAGUCCUGCAGUCGAGAAUGCACCCUCACUCCUGCAUCUCUGCUGAUGGUCUUCCUAUUCUAUCUGAGAAGUUGGAGGAUUUGCAAAAGCAAGUCAUGAACCUCUCCCGCCACCCUGAGCUUGCAGACCCCCCGCCUAGCAAGGAUCCCCCUGACUACCACGACGUGGAUGGCGCUGGAAAAACUAUGGAACAGAGACGAUACAUGCAGAGGGUGCGCAACGCGCGAGCAAAGGCAGAAAAAGAUGGGACUCCUUACAAGCGCCCCUACAAGCCCAAACCCAAGAAGCAGGCAUGCCCUCAACCUGAAAGCAGCAGUUCCGGCCAAUCUAGCCAUGGAACUAAAAGGCCUGCUGAAGAGGAGGCAGGCUCUUCGAGGAAGGUCGCAAAGCGCCAGAGUGCGGCUGCAGAGCAGUCGCAUGCUGAAGAGCGCACACGGCGCGUGUUGUCUCCGGAAGAAUGCCGAGCUCUGAAAAAGGCUAUAUCAGAAAAACUCGAGAAACAAAGGAUGGAAAAUGUAAAACGAUGGGGUACUGUAGCCCCAUUGCCACCUUUGCCAAGAACGUUUCCAAACUUGAAAGCCGCCCCUGGGCCGAUGAAGAGCAGACCAGCAAAGAAGACUGGUCCUUACCAAAAAGGUACCCGAAGCUCCAGCAGAGCUGCUGCCAGGGCCGCCAGCCUCAAGAUCAGCAAACUCUUCGAAGACUCUGAUGCUCCCCCGGGCGCCACCUCUUCACCUCCUGCUACUGUGGCCGCGGCUCCUGAAGCCUCACCAUCUCCGGCAUCGCCGUCUCCUGCAUCGCCAUCUACUGCAUCGUCAUCUCCAGAAUCGCCAUCUCUGGCAUCGCCGUCUCCUGCAUCAUCAUCUCCAGUAUCGCCAUCUCUGGCAUCGCCGUCUCCAGCAUCUCCUUCUCCUAGCAGAGACACUCCUGCUGAUGCUCCAGUGGUUGCUGUGAGUGCUGCCGACCUUGAAGCCGCCCUUGAUGCGGCCGCUGCUGCUCUUGCGGCCACUCGUGCCCCCAAAGCAGCCGCCCCCAUGGCACCGCCGUCUCCGGCCUCAUCCUCUCACAGCAGCAGCGACACCCCUGAUGAUGCCCCUAUGGCCGCCCAGAUUGCUGCAGCAUCAAUUGCUGCUGCCCUCGCUGAUGCCCCUGCUCUUGGUGCCCUUGACAUGGCCACUCCUGCCACCCAUCAAGGCCCUGUUGUGGCACCUGUAGUGUCAGCGCCGCCAUCUCCGGCACCAUCCUCUCCAGGCGGCGACACCCCUGCCUUCGCAGCCCUUGCACCUGUGGCCAUCCCUGCACCUUUGGCCGCCACUGCACCUGUCGCCGCCCCUGCUGCUGCCCCUGCACCUGUGGCCGCCAUAGUUCUGGAGGUGGUCAAUGGUGUUGUGACCAGGAACAGAGCCAAGGUCGACAAGAUUGAUCCCCUUGGCCUGUAUGAGCCCCCAAAGAGGGCGAGGAAGCGCCCUUCUGACCCCACUGCUGCCCCCAAGGAGGUCAAAGAAGGCCCCAAGAACAAGCGCGGAAGGAAGACCAAAGUGAGACCAGUUUCUCAGGCUCCUCGCGCCCUUCAAGCCAAUGGGCAGCCAAUGGAGCGUAGAAAGAGGAAGCAAUGGCAGCCAGACCCAGAUGACAUCUUGCCUGGAGAUCGGCGAACGAACAAGCGCCAAGCUUUCGAUGAGGCAAAGCAAGCCAUCGGCUUCUGCCUCACUCGGGGUGCCAACAUGGCCCUCUACCAUCGCCACUGAUUCGGCUGCCAUUCGCCCCUAACAAGAUGAACUAUUUAGAAAGUAAGACGAGGCAAAUUACUCCUAGAUGCACUGUUUAGAGCACAAGCUGUUCUCUACUUCAAAACUGGACAUCGAUUACAUCAAAUUGCAAGACUGUGCACCACUCCUGUCCACACACCAGCAGACAGGGAAGUUUACCUCUCGAAGAUUCAAAUUAAGAGAGAAACGAGCACAGUCGGACCUACAAAUUUCUCAACCCUCUCAAUGACUUUUAUGUCUUUUGUGGAAUCGGAAUGCACAGCUGAUCAAGCGCAUUUUGGCACCAACAGCAAUACAGAGAGGAUGGCGAGAAUCUGCGAUGUCAGCAAUUCGAUAAGUACACAAACCCGAUUAGUUAUAGAUAUUUUUGGCUGCCGAGUAAUUAAUCUUAUAUUGAGAAGGAAAAAAAAUAGUUUAAGAGAAAAAUAGAAAAAUCAAAAAGAUAUUAAAAAACUUGAAAACUUGAUGUCAAGUAAAAAAAAUUGAAUAUCAGAAAAUUUUUAUAAAAAUAACUAUAAAAAAUAUUGAAAAUGAAAAAAAAAAUUUAAAAAAAUGCGAUAUUCAUUAGGGAAUAGGUAUAGAUGGAGCUGAGUUUAUCACUGUUUAUUUUUUAAAUUUUGAAUACAUUAAUUAUACAUAUUCUUCAAUGUACUAUGUAGAUAUCACAGAAAUUUAGAUUUAAGUUUUGCCCUGAAUUUUAGGUUAAAUUGAAACUGCUACUCAUGUGGCCAUUAGGCAAGGGCAUCAUUCUUAUUAGUUAUUCGGCUGAAGCAGUAAAAUUGGAAAAAGAAAAUGAGCAGAACAAAGUUUAGAAUGCCUGUAAUAUAUCUGUACAGAAAAAGCCCAUGAGUAAAAUGUUAACCCCACUCGGCAGCCUUUAAUCCCCCUCGUAAAUAUUUGUGCUAUAUUUUUGUACAUAUUGGUUUAGGAAGCGGCCGCGCUGAUAAAAGGUUCACUAUUAGUUUUUAAGAGAAGUCUCAUAUCAGACAUUGGCAUUUCACACUGCUUAAGUUUUCUAAGAGUUCAUCACAAGAUCAGUGUGAAUUGCGAGGUCAAGCAAUAUUUAUUUAUUUGAUAGAAUUUUCAACAUUCCAUUUAGAGAAAAUUUAUUUUUCGAGAUAUAUGGGAGAUGUCUCGAUGGAAAAUGACCUCUAGUCAGAAUUGAAUUGAAACUUAUAUUACCUGAUGAGACUUGUUAGGUCUGAUUGUGAUAGAAACUGGAAAUUGCUCUUGGCCUGCAGAGUCACUUUGCCAGCAGGUCGAGCGCACUUGUUGCUGCAAGACCUGCCAGCAGGUGAGACUUGCCAGGUAGGUUUUCUUUUUGUAAGGGCGGAGUGAGAGAUGCCCUGUUGGACGCGAAAACCGACAGACAAUUUGUUGGUGGCGCGAUUGGAGGCGAGGGGCGCCUGAGGGAUCGGCCGGGUAGAUUGAGGGCGAGUCACGUCCGAACAAAAGUUUGGACGGGUCGUAAAACAUGCACCGGCAAAGGUGUCCAGACGAGCGUCGUCUUUCGUAGCUCCGCGAGGCUACAAGUAGCUCCGAGGCUCGAUUUUUUCUUUUAGGUUUUUGCCUUUUCUUUUUUCAGCCCUCCAACCUUGUUCGCGAACUCGAGCCUCGCUAGUUUCUAGUUUCCGAGCAGCGUCCGGUCUGGCUGUUCUUUUUUGCACCGCCAACGUAAAUUCACAGUUAGCGAUUCUUUUUUCAGGCAGGACUACACAAAUCCCACAGGAUACGUCAGACGCACACUUACCCUUUUUCAUUCUGAAAGUUUAAUUUUGAUUUUCAUGAAACUAAGUGUCACUUUUUAGGAAUCACGGUCUCUCUUAGAAAUUUGAAUUUUCAAUAAUUUAAAAGCAAAUUGAAAGUCAAUUUGCAACUCGAUCUUUUCCAUUUUUUCUUUAAUUGCAUAGUGUAAA
This is a messenger RNA of Neocloeon triangulifer, 4320 nucleotides long. Its product is annotated as nucleolar protein dao-5-like. The record is from RefSeq and is a predicted model, not a curated record. The transcript is spliced from 15 exons. NCBI's taxonomy places the organism in Eukaryota, Metazoa, Arthropoda, Insecta, Ephemeroptera, Baetidae. The coding region runs from base 2 to 2383 and encodes 793 amino acids.